AUGGUCCAAAAGGGCUCCUCGGAUAAGCUCCCCGAAAGGAGCAUAUUCAACUACAUGGAUCUCAUAAGGUUUCCCAACCAUCUCACUGCUGCUUCCACCGAGGUUAACGAGAUCGAGUGCGAGUGCUGUGGCCUUUCCGAGGACUGCACCGGCGCCUACAUUCGUGGCACCAGAGCUCGAUUCUACGGAAAAUGGGUGUGCGGCCUGUGCUCCGAAGCUGUCUGCGAAGAGUCCUACAAGCUCGGAGGCAUUCGAGACAUUGUGCAAGAAGAAGCUCUGCACGCACACAUGAGCGUGUGCUUGGAAUUCAAUAGAACCAUCCGCGUCAACCCCGCGAUGUCGCUGGCUUGCGCCUUGGCCCGACUCCUCAGAUCGAGGUCCCAGAGGAAUCUGUGA
This is a messenger RNA of Andrographis paniculata, 396 nucleotides long. RefSeq lists its product as uncharacterized. The record is from RefSeq and is a predicted model, not a curated record. Bases 1 to 396 code for a protein of 131 amino acids. Lineage: Eukaryota; Viridiplantae; Streptophyta; Magnoliopsida; Lamiales; Acanthaceae. The transcript has a single exon.